Messenger RNA from Thermochaetoides thermophila DSM 1495, 1275 nucleotides. RefSeq lists its product as uncharacterized. The record is from RefSeq and is a predicted model, not a curated record. Bases 1 to 1275 code for a protein of 424 amino acids. Lineage: Eukaryota; Fungi; Ascomycota; Sordariomycetes; Sordariales; Chaetomiaceae. The transcript has 5 exons.
AUGUCGGCGUAUUAUGAACCUUCUCAAUGGCCGCCUACCGGCCAGCCUGGUUGGGACCACCAGACCCCCCCUCCUGCACGUUCAGGUGCUAACUCUGCUAUCCCACGCGAAGAGCCUCAGGCCUUCGCUCAUCAGCUAGAGGAGGUCGACCGUGCCAUCGACAAUCUCGUCAAGAGCGGCAAGAUGUUUGCGUACCCGGGGGCCCGUCGUGAGUCCCUGCCACCUUACCCCGGCCCUGCCAGAUUCUACCCAGCUUUCGACGCGCGUCCGCCCGCCAUCCCUGGUGCCCGUCCUCACCCCAUCCCCGAGUUUGACCCUCGUGCCCCCCACCCGGCUGCGAACCUGCAGAACUUUUACGCUGCCCAGCGACACCAGCCCUCACGCGGCUCGAACGAGGCGGAGCAGAUGAUGCAGGCCAAGAGGAGAAUGGCCGCUCAGCGGGAGCGCGAACUUCGGAACUACCAUCAAGAGCAGCAAUACAACCGAACUGUUCUCGCCGGCAUGCCCUAUGGUCCCGACAAGCCCGACCGCACCAUGAGCCCUGGCGGCAUGUCGGAGGAGGAGCGCCGGAAGCUCAUUGCCCAGCAGCGUAGUGCUUUGUAUGGCGAGGGUCCUUUCGGCGAGUCGGGCGGCUAUGUUGAUGAGUCUGGCGCGCCUCGCCCAGGCCUUCCUGGCCCUCAGGCCGGUCCUGCCGGUCUCCGCGGCCAUUCGCCUCUGGCGUAUGACUAUGGUCGUGCCCCUCCUGUCCAUCCUGAUGCUGCCGCUCAGGCUUCUAGUGCCGAGGGUGGUCAGGGCGCCCAGUCUGCUGGCCCCAAUGAGCGCUCUCGCGCCAACAGCAACUCAAGCCCUCAGUCGAACCCUCCUGCCGGCGGCAAGGGCAUGUUUGACUCCCCUGCUGCUGUCCAGCAGUCGAGCCGCACCAGCGCGUCGUCCCCCGGUGGCUCUCCCCCACGUCAGAGCGCUCCUGGUGCCCCCGGUAGUGGCAAGCCAAGUCAGACCACGGUUGCUCCGAUCGGUACUCGCCCUUCGGUCACUAGCGCCCCGACCAAUCCGGCUCUCAACAAGCGCUCGACCACUCCGCUGCCCUCUCCCCUGAGCCAGGGCUACACUGCCUCGUCUGGCAACGAGGAAGGUGCUAACACGGGCAACAAUAACGCCAACUCGUCCUCGGCCGGCACCGAGACCCCCAACGUCGGCCUGGCCGGCUGGGGUGCCCGUUCCAAUGGCUGGGGUAGCAAGAGCGGCCUCGGCACUCAGGCUAGCGUCUGGGGCUAA